UUUGCAGCACUAUUGCAUUUGUAUAAAUAAGCUGGUGAAACUGAGAACGUAUUUAACAAAAUGCUAUAAACAAAGGUGUACUAUGCGAGCACAGCAUGAGAUCUGUAUAAUGCCAUACAAGUUACUACGAUUGCAAACGGAAAAAUGGAAGCAGUAUCCAAGAUCACCUUGAUAUUGACAGUGGUGCUCACUAGCCAACAACUAUGCUAUGUGCAUGCCCAGCAGCAACAUGCGCUGGGCUGCCAAGCGGUGUACAGCGAACGCAUUAGCGCUGCAACACAGUUGCAACAACAAGAGCAACAGCUGGGCGAACAGCCCAUCCCGACGCGACGCACAUGGCAGGAGCAUGAAUUUACGCUAUUGGGCUACAAAUUCCAUUUGCCAUUUGUGGGGCAUGUAGUGGAUGCAGAUGCAGAUGAUAGUGACAGUGUGGACGAGGACCGUUGGUUGCUGGACAGCAGCGCAAAGCUCUAUACGAGCCAAGUGGAGGGCAAGGAACAGCAGCUCAGUGACAGCAACGUGCUGGAUACUAAUAAAUUUAUAUAUAAGUUGCGCUGCCAGCAAGUGAGCGUGGCAAGCAUUAAUGCUCAACUGCUGAGCAAGCGGCCGACGAUCAACUAUGAGCGUUUAAUGCUGCGCGAAGUGCACGAUGCCACACAAACGUUGCAACUGCAGCAGCUUGAGAACAGCUUGCGUCAGUUUAGCUGGCUGCAAAGCGAACUGCAAGAUGCUACACUGCAGCGUUUGUUUCAACAGCAGCAGCCGCUGGAUUUGCUUACGCUAGAUCUAAGCGAUAAUCGCUUAGAGUGUUUGCACUGGCUGCAGCCACUCACCAUGCGCAUCUUGAAAGUACUUAAGCUAAGCGGCAAUCGCUUAACCAGCUGCCCGCUCAACGAGCUGCAGCAUCUGAAUCACUUGGAAGAGCUGCAUUUGGAUAACAAUGCGCUGCGCGAGCUGCCCAUGCGCUUUGUGCAAGAGCUUAGCGAAUUGCGACUGCUGAAUCUGAGCCACAACGCCUUGGAGCAGCUGCCACGCAAUAUAUUCGAGGGCGCAUUGCAGCUGGAGCGCUUGCACUUGGCACACAAUCGCCUGAGCGUUGUGCCCUUUCAGCUGUUCCAAAGCGCACGCGAGCUACGCCUGCUUGACCUGAGCCACAAUCAGCUGCUAUCCUUUCCGGAUAACUUUUUUGCUUUAAAUGCGCAGCUGCGUCAUCUGCAGCUGCAGCAUAAUCAGCUCAAGUUCAUAGGCAAGCAUAGUUUAUAUAAUUUGCGUGAGCUGCGUCAGCUGGACUUGUCGCAAAACGAGUUGGCCAGCAUAGAUCGCAAGGCAUUCGAGUCAAUGGGCAAGCUCAUAGCUCUAAAUAUAUCCGGCAAUCACCUUACUAUGCUGUCCUCCAUCAUCUUUCAGCCACUGCAUGCGCUGCGUCAAUUGGAUUUAAGUCGCAAUCAGUAUCAAGCACUGCCCGCGGCUCUGUUCCAAUCGCAGCGUCAAUUGCUAUUGCUGCGCAUUGAUGAGACACCGCUGCAGCAGUUGCCCAAUUGGAUUUCACGCCAGGAGCAGCACAUAGAGCCACAAAUUCUGCAGCGUCUACGUUACUUAUCGCUGCAGCAAAAUGCGCAGCUAAAGCAGCUGCCUGAGACGCUCUUUGCCAAUGCCAACAAUCUACGCGAGCUGCUGCUUGCCGACAAUGAUUUGCUGCAGCUGCCCAACCAAAUUGGCAGCCUCUCACGAUUGCGUCGCCUAAGCGUACGCGGCAAUCGUCUCAGCACGCUGCCGGAAAGCUUAAAGCAGCUGGAUCAGCUGCACUAUCUCAAUAUACUUAGCAAUGAGUAUCUCUGCGAUUGCAGCAUGUACUGGCUGAACAGCUGGCUAACCAAUGCCAGCACCUCGUUGCGGCGUCCGCAAAGUGCUGCAAGUCAAAUGCUCGACUCCUAUGAGCAGCUGGAUAAUCAAAUAGAGGAACUCAAGUGCCAAUAUGGUUACCCAGGCGAUAUGCUGCGCGUGCUCAGCAAUCUCAAUUGCAGUGUGCCCGUCGUUGUGCAGUCCUCAGCGCCCAAAAUGUAUCGUCUACACUCCACAGCCAAGCUGGAGUGCAUGGUCUAUGGCAGUCCCACACCAGAUAUUAUAUGGGUCACUCCACGCAAUCAAAUAUUGAGACAUCAUGCGGAUCCCGAUAAGCGACCGAUUAUCAUCAACAGUGACAACGAUCAUCAGCCAAGCAAAUUUGAGCUCUUUGCUCUAACGGAUGAUACCAAUCUGAAGGCGCUGCAGGGAUCUGUGAACAUUACACGCCAACGCAGCAUUGUGGGGGAUCGUGUCAUGCUUGUGGAGAAUGGCUCCUUGCUGGUGCAUAAUAUAUCACGUGGUGACAGUGGUCUUUACACUUGCUAUGCCUUGAAUGUCAUGGGCAACUCCUCCGCGGGAAUUAGGCUCUACAUUGAUCCCAUUGUAUUCUAUCGCGUGAAAAUUGAAAGUCUGCUAGCAGGCACAGCGCUUGCCACAGCAUUUCUAUUACUCACAUUGAUAGUGCAGGGAUUGCGCAGCUGUCUGACCAGGCUCGGAGUCUGCGAGCGACUGCGCUGCUGUGCGCGCACCAAGCAGUCACCCAGAUCGCGUCAAAUCUAUGCCAUGUUGGAUAGCAUUGAGAGCUAUAAGAGCCAGCAGCUGGAGCGAUUGCGUGAGAAUUAUGCGCAGCAAGUGCAUCGCAUACGUGAGAAUUGCGCACAGCAGGCGGAAUGGAUACAGGGCAGCUAUACUACCCAAGCGAAGCAUUUGAAAGAAUUCCGGGAUAUGGGCUCGAGUCAUUUGACUGCGCUGAAAGAUCAGUACAAUGAUCAGAUGAAGAAAGUGCGCGACUAUUCGACAGGUCAGCUCAGUUGGGUGCGCGAAAAUUAUGUCUUCCAACGCAAUAAGAUACGUAAGUUCAGCGCUCAUCAAGUGCUGCGAUUGCGUGAGGGCUACAAGUACCAGCAGCAGAGCCUGAAUAAGGUGCUCGAGAAUCUGCCGAGCUUUUACUUUGAGAACUGUCGCGGACGUUGCGAGGAUGAUAUUGUCGAGGAUUUGGACUGCUAUUUCAAGAGUCAGGCGGAAAAAGAGCUGCACAUACAGAAGCUUAAGUCGCGUCUGCUGGUUGCGAAUAAUUCAGCCAGCAAAGCUUCCAUCUACUAUACGCCGCCAGACGAUGAGCUCAAUCGCUCGCAGCUGCAAAUGCAAAUGACGCCUAUACACAUUAACUAUAUAGACGAGAAUAUGGAUCAACAGAAACUGGAGCUUGAGGAUUUCAAAAUUGAUCCAGCUCUAUUAUUAUACAAUACACCGCGACUUUAUGUUAAUCCCGAAGGCGCCAGCUGCAGUCAUUUUGCCAUGGCUUCAGCUUUGUCCGCCGGCCUGAGCAUUGAGGAUAACAAUUUGGAUGCGCGUUUGCAGGCAGAACGCCCCAGCCCAUUAGAGUUGCAAGAACUGAAGGACUCAAACGAUGUGAAGAACUCGAAAUCGUGUCCUGCUAUUUAUAAAGUAUCCAAGCAGCGUGAUGGCAGCACUCUGCAUGAACUACUCACCCGGGACGAGGAUGGACUACCACAACAGAUGCUGCGUCUCAAUCCGGUUGAUGAGUCUACGCUGACACUGCAGCUACCCAAAGAGCAACUAAAUAUAACGCUGGAGGAGUGCUCCUCCAAUAGCCUUAAUAGCAGCAACAGCGGCAGCAGCGCCAACGUUUCCACGCCUCCCAGCAGCAGCAACACAUAGAGAUUUUUUG
This is a messenger RNA of Drosophila busckii, 3757 nucleotides long. RefSeq names its product immunoglobulin domain and leucine-rich repeat-containing protein 2. Gene Ontology annotation, molecular function: protein binding. The record is from RefSeq and is a predicted model, not a curated record. NCBI's taxonomy places the organism in Eukaryota, Metazoa, Arthropoda, Insecta, Diptera, Drosophilidae. The coding region runs from base 145 to 3747 and encodes 1200 amino acids. The transcript has 5 exons.